AUGAAACGCCACCAGGACAAGGUGAACGCCUGUGGGGCGCAAUUUGUGAAACAGCGGAAGGAGGUGGCGAAGCGAAAGAAGUCGUACCCCAACGUUCACUAUUACGCGGACGAGCACCAAGUCGACGAUUUGGACGACUUCUAA
Phytophthora nicotianae INRA-310 is the source of this 144-nucleotide messenger RNA. RefSeq lists its product as hypothetical. Bases 1 to 144 code for a protein of 47 amino acids. Lineage: Eukaryota; Oomycota; Peronosporomycetes; Peronosporales; Peronosporaceae. The record is from RefSeq and is a predicted model, not a curated record. The transcript has 2 exons.